CUAGAUUUAUUUAUAGGUUUGGUUUCCGUAUUAAUAGCCAAUUUGUAGAUUAUCUAACUGCACUAAUGAAAUUCGAUGGAUCAACGUAAUCAAAAAUCUUUGCUGCCCGACUUUUCGGCAAAUGGGUUUUCCGGGCAGUUUAAUGGAAUUCCUCAUGGAAAUACCAACGCAAUUAUGUCAACAAUUCAGUCGUUGCAAAUGCACAGCAUGGGCAAUCAGUUGUUGCCUCAUGGCGAUCUCCAAACCGAUCUCCAAAAUCAGUUUCUUAUUGAGCAAUUCCAACUAAGAGCAAUGCAAUCGAUGUACAACACUUUUAACAACGGAAACCAGAAGCAACCUCAAGCAAGUCUUACAAUGUCGCAGUUCAACUCAAUGACUGGGAAUGAGCCAUCUACCUCAAGCAACGUGUUCUCCGCAUCCAUUCCAACUACUUCAGGAACACAAAUUAACGCAUCUCAACCUAUGAUUCCCACCACAUCAAUGCAUAAUCUCGCUGUUCAGAGCUCUAUGAUGCUCGAAAACAAACUAGGACAAAAUUUAAAUCUAAAAACUACCCAACUCGCACAAACGACCAUACCUCAGGCACAAGCUGCUGUUGAAGAUUGGAUGAAAAACAUUUGUGUGGAUUCUUUACUCGACCCGAAACAAGCAAAGACACCAUCAACAACACCAUCUGCACAAGUUUCAGCUGGAACCACAUUCAAUAGUACUCCAGCAGUAUCUUGUGCCACCCCACUGACGGCAACUGUAAGCCUGGCGACUAAACCUUCGGAACCAUCUGCUGCUUCGUCUAUGCCGACGUCUUCGGAAUCGGUGGACGCGACGAAAGGGGACGCGAUCGACUUUGAUGAUGAAGCGCAUGAUGAUGUAGACAAUAUUUUUGGAUUAUCACUUUCGGAAAGUGACGUGAGGUCCGGCUCGAUGUAUCGACGGCCCGAUUCGGCGGAUCGUGUUCAUAGUCCUAUUGAUUUUACGCCACCCGACUCUCCCCAAGCUGAACUGACAUUUGACGAAAUAUUUGGAAUAUCAGCACCAUCGACAUCUGCAAAAGCCGCCACCAAAGAAAAGCCAGUACCGAAACCAAGGAGUGAAAUGGUAUUUCAUGAUGUUCCAUCCACAAGUAAAGACGCUACUCCACAAAGAGUCCCGAAACCUGCUCCAACCGCUGCAUCAAAAGAAGAGGAUGACUUUGUCAACAACUUCGUUAAACCACAAAAUGUUCCUGUGUACAAACAAAAAGCUGCCCUCAUGUCCCUUGAAGCAAGAGAAAACGCUCGGAAAGAAGAUCCAAACUAUGAUGCUUUUGAGUUUGAGGAUGACGAUGAUUUCGUGUUUGGUGGGCCUUCGGCAGAUUUGAGGCGUGAGCCUGAGCUUACGAAGAAGAUUGAACAGAAGGCGAAAAGUGUAUACAUAACUGGAGUAGGGUUUUCAAUUCGAAAUGAUAAAGAAAAGGAGUAUAGUAGUAAGAAAUAUUAUUCCAAACCAUCAGCAACUCAUCAGCCGAAUUUCAAUGACACAAUUAAUGAGAAAGCAUUUUUCACGACAGCUGAUGAAAUUCGUGCUCAAAAAGAUCAGCAACUGGUUUGCGCAUUCUUAAAACCCGAACAAGUUACCAGCACAGAAUGCGUGAGGAAUAUGAGAAAAGUGACACGAGAAGAGCCAAUGCUUCCGAAAUUUAUAAUAAGGGUUGAGCAAGUGCAAAACCAGCAUGAAGAACCAAUGACUAGAAGGCGAUAUAAAAGAAAGAAGAACAAAAGUGAUAAUGACGACUCGGAUUUUGAAGAUGUGGCGUAUAGGAAGAGGAAAACGGCAAAGAAAGUUUACACAAUGCACAAAGAAAAUGAUCCCACUUUUCGACGAACUGUCUUGGACUUUUCAAUUGGUCCAUGCGUCUCUGAUGAAGAAAAGAAGCGCGUCAGCAUGUUUGGCCCGGCUGAAGGAAUUUUACCCAAAGGAACAUAUGUAAUAUGCAAAGCUGACAUGCUGAAAGAAGAUUGCGCUGUAUGGAGAGUUGACAAUCAGAAUUUACUUCAGAAGUUUCCUCCGUUUAGAGAUAGCAAAGCUAAUCGACUAGUCUAUCGCAGUAGUAGUACGUAUUCGGGAUGGUGCGAACAAAUCUCAUCACAAUACUUCCGGGUCGCUGUGAAAAUUAUCAAACAGACACGUUCCGAGACAACAGUGGAGCCCGAAGUCCCCCUUGCCGAACUGUUUCCGGCGUCCUCUGUGGAAUGGUUCAAGAAUCCUGGGACUGUGUUUUUUGAAGAAGAGACGAAGGUUGAGCCAAUAGACGAUGAUUCAAUUUUAACGGAGCCAAGACGAGUCUCCCUAAACACUCUUGUCAACGCGUACCUAACACAGGUGUUUACAAAAACCCACGUGGAAAGCCUCAUAGAUGAUAAAGAUUGGACCUAUUCUCGUUCAAUAGCAGAACUCGAAACCAACAACAAACAAUGCGAAGGGCUGAUCAAAAAACGCAUACCUGUCGAGCCGAAACACAAUCGAUGGAUUGCGAAAUACACUAGAUUGGCCAUAUCAAAAUCAUCAUUUCACUGCUUUACAAAGUGUCAGAUUUGCAAACGGAAAAAGCCGCGGAGAGUGAUUCACUUUUUCGACAAAACAUCUUGCAAUGAAAAACUGCUUGUGGAGAAUCUAUCAAGCGAUAUCCAUGAUGAAAAUGAAGACGAUGAAGAAUAUCCAAUUGUAUCUGAUGCGAUAUCGUGUGGUCGGUGUUCAAUGGCAGUUGACUUUCUUCACCGCAUGCAUCAUAUUAAAUUCCAUAUGCUUAGGAUAUGUGAGGAUAAGCUAGAAGAAAUUGGUACAUCUGAUAUCGACUUGACAUCCGAUAAGAUUGUGGAGAAAGCGAAAGCCGACAAAGUCUGGACGCUUGGUGUCAUUCAAAAAUAUUGCGAUUUAUGGGAUCAAGUCCGUUACGAGUUUCGCGAUGUGUAAUACUGUAAUAAACAAUUUGAACAACUUUUAUAACA
Molecule: messenger RNA, 2984 nt
Organism: Caenorhabditis elegans
Lineage: Eukaryota; Metazoa; Nematoda; Chromadorea; Rhabditida; Rhabditidae
Gene: eor-2
Product: EOR-2
Exons: 16
Coding region: 76-2949 (957 amino acids)
Source: RefSeq, marked reviewed